Cydia pomonella (codling moth) is the source of this 656-nucleotide messenger RNA. RefSeq lists its product as uncharacterized. The coding region runs from base 169 to 528 and encodes 119 amino acids. NCBI's taxonomy places the organism in Eukaryota, Metazoa, Arthropoda, Insecta, Lepidoptera, Tortricidae. The record is from RefSeq and is a predicted model, not a curated record. The transcript has 5 exons.
AUCAUCAAACAAUCGAUUCAUCUUUGAAAUGUAAUAAGUGCGAAAAAAGUUCAUCACAAGAUCAAUCAUAGAAUAUCUAAUUACUGCACGCUAACCAUAAUCAAUUUGUGUGCACCUAAUCGAUUAAUUUCCUUGAACAGUAGGUGCUCAUGCUGGCUUAGUGUCGCCAUGCGAACUGCCCUCCUGCUCUUUGCUUUGGCCCUCGGGCAAGGGUGGAUCAAAUGCAACCUCUUCGAUCCUAAGAACGGCAUGAACACACACGACAGUAUUCUAAGAAGACAUAGCAAAUUAUCAUUUGUAAAAAAUACAGAUAGCAGCCGUAAAAGGGAAUUACAAAAUAAAGAAAAGCAGCUUAUUGCCUUUUUUAAACAUGCCUUACACCAAGAACAUAUAAUGUCAGAACCAAAAAUGAAAAAAACUAAAUUAAGAUUCAGUUUAGCUGGAUUUGCGAAAGGAAUUCAGUUUGUAGCCGACGUGGUCACUAUUGUAUCGUCGGACUUCUGGAAGUGGAUACGUACUGUCAAAUAAGGAGUAUAAUCAGAAAUCGCGACAAAUAUAAUAUUAAAGAAAAAAUGGAUGGGCAAAGAAAAUCUUAGUUUAUUUAAAAAUAAUAUAUUUUUAAUAAACGAAUUGUAAUAAAUUUGAUCCUUGUUUUA